GUAAUAAAAACAAUGACAAAAUCAGUCACAUUAAUAAUUUAGUGCAAAAUGUUUGUGAACAUAUUAUCCUACUUUGGUAUGAGCUUGCAGUCUGAAGUGUGCCUGUGGACUCUGCUGGGCCUUGUGCGGACGAUCUUCGACGCUACACUCUUCAAAGUGAACGCCAAUCUAAAACAGGUAUGGCAGAUGACGAUGCCGCCAGAGCUGUCGCUGCCGCUGCAGCGCGUGCUCCGCACCGUCAUAUCCGGCGUCAUGCUCGUCCAGUGCUUCACAGUCUAUGUCUAUCUGGCUUCAUACAUAGUCUUGCUUUAUCCUGUAUUCUUGGAAGAACGACCAACGUUGGUGUUACCUUGGCUGCUAUUAGCUGCCAUAAGAAAACUUUUAUGCGAACUGACAAGCCUGGCACUUGGUCUUGGAACAUGUGUAGUUCUAGGAGCCGCCAGGCCUCCUUGCAUAAAAUUCGUCAUUCUUAAGGCUAUAUCGAUUAUGCCGGCUUUUUAUAUGUGGAUGCUUAUCUACAGCUACUACGAUUCCCUGAAAGUAUCUUCUGUAUUCAAAAAUUUUUCAAUAUCACAUACAGAUGACAAUGAUUACGGACUUGAACUUGCAAUUCGCAGGCGACGAACUAAGUCUUUGCUUGGAGAAGAUCAACUACGGAAGCUAGUUAUUCCGUUUAACAAUGAAUCUCUAGACAAAGAAACACAUCGCCCUAAGAUAAAUUUCCAGAUACAUGACAGUUCUGGAGAUCCAUCCGUAUCAGGCAUAGAAAAUGUAAAAGGUGAUUAUGACAACACAAUGCAUUUAUCCACAAUUUCUCACCGUAAUAUAUCAGAUAUAGGCUGUUAUGAAGACUGGUUUGGAAGCGAGGUGAGAAUUCCUCGAGAUACCGAUCGAAUCUUAGAACAGUUUGGGGUAAUGAUGCUAAGAAUAGGCGCCUACUUAAACAAAUGCUCAACGGAUAACGUACCGAUAUUCCCAGAUUCGCAAUCUUUUCUUAUAUCAUCUAAACGAGACGACAUUGACUGUACAACGUUACCCCCUGAAGAAGAAACUCCGAUCUCAGUUGGAAACAGUAAAGUUAAUACUUCUUCAUACAUUCAUGAAUAUCCUCAAAUUUUCAACAAAAGACAUUCAGAAGUACGUCUUCGUCUUCGAUCUGACGAUAAAAUUAAUACAGUCCAAAGGUCCUAUCAAGAUGAUAAAGACGACAAGACUCUUAAAUGUAAUUUUUCAGCUGAUGAUAAUAUAUCAGUACAAAGUAAAAAUAUCGCGAGUACAUCUGAAAAAUUGAGAUCUAAUAGCAAAGGAUCCAUUAUUUCACAAAAGAAAGCAAAACAAGAUAAGUUUAAAAAAAUACAAGAAAAUGUCAAAAGUGAGCCUAUAAUUGAAAAUUCGGAAAUGUCGAUAAGCCACGAUAAGAAAAUAGUCCAUGAUGGCUUACAAUCUACCUUAAGUAAUAACCAGCUGCUUUCAAAUACUCGAUCUUCAGAGGAAGAUAAAAACGAUUCGAAAGCAGACCAUUCAUCUCAGACAUCAGUAGAUUCCACAAGAAAAGCCACGUCAAGUAAAAUGAAUAUACAAGACAGCAUUUAUAAAAUUUAA
Molecule: messenger RNA, 1602 nt
Organism: Amyelois transitella
Lineage: Eukaryota; Metazoa; Arthropoda; Insecta; Lepidoptera; Pyralidae
Exons: 5
Coding region: 49-1602 (517 amino acids)
Source: RefSeq, a predicted model, not a curated record